AUGGAGAGCUACAGAGAUCUGAUCAACAACAACAAGGUUGUCUUGGAUGACGGAAACUAUGGGUUCUGGAAGUCGAGGAUCAAAUCUAUCAUCGGAGGUAUUGAUCGUCUUGCUUGGAAGACUGUUCUGGAAAAGUGGGAGGAAUCGACAAUCAAAGAUGAAUCAUGCAAGAAAAUUCCCAAACCUGAAUCAGACUGGACCGAUGAAGAACAAAAGAGAUCAAAGUUCAACUCAAGAGCAUUAAGCGCCAUUCAUUGUAGUGUUGGAAGAAAACAGUUGGAAUUGAUUCAAGGAUGUGAAACUGCUAAAGAGGCAUGGGAUAUCCUUCAAAUUCAUUAUGAAGGAACAACAAAAGUACAGAGUUUGAGAAAAGAUAUGUUGGCCUCUAGAUUUGAGAAUCUAAGGAUGGAGGAGCAUGAAUCAAUUUCAGACUUUAGUUCAAAGUUGAGUGCUCUGGCACAAGAAGCCUUAACUCUUGGGAAAACUUAUAAGGAUCAGAAGUUAGUCAAAAAGUUUUUAAGAUGUCUUCCAUCAAGAUUCAUGGGAUACAAGACAGCCUUAACUGUCUUUCAAGACUUAGACAAUCUCAGUUAUGGUGAAGUGGUCGGAAUGCUACAGGCACACGAGAUGGAACUUAAUGGAAUUAAGAAACCAAGAGGAAUAGCUCUAGCAGUUAGCAAAGACGUAACUGACCAAGGAGAAGAAGAUGUUGUGAGCCUGUUGGUAAGAAGGUUUGAUCGAGCUUUAAGAAGAAUAGAACGAGGUCAAGGUCAAAGGAAAGGUAACUCAUUCAAAAAGACAAGUGAGGACAAAAAGGCUGAUAUGCAGUGUCAUGAAUGUAAGGGAUAUGGUCAUUUUAUUCGAGAGUGUCCGACAAUCAAGUUGCGAGAUGCCAAGUGCACAAUUUGCAAAGGUACGGGACAUACACAUGAAGAGUGUGUGAGUAACCCUAAUGCUAAGAAAGAAAAAUCUAUGAUUAGCAUUGAGGAUGAAUCAGAUAAUGACAGCAGCAGUGAAGAAGAGCUCAUUAAUUUAGUGGCUAUGGUAGGAAUCACUGAAUUUGAGAAUGGGGAAGAGGUAACUGAUUCAGACUCAGAAGGAGAAGAAGUUCUUGACAUUGUUCAGAGUUACAAAGAAGUGCGAAACACACUUAUUACUCUUGGAAAGAAAAAUCAAGGGUUGGUGAAAGAAAAAUUUCAUCUAGAAGCACUUGUUAUGUCCUUGCAAGAUGAAUUGAUGAAUGAAAAACGGAUUGCUAAGGAUUCGCUUUAUUUGAUGAAAGAGAAGUUGGUUCUAUCAGCAAAAGCAGACAAGUUUGAAGAAGAGCUGCUUAAUGAAAAAAUAACCGCAGAACUACAAUCUAAAUUAGAUCAACAGUAUAGGAAGAUUCACAUGUUCGCAGGCACAAAGCAACUUGACAAGAUUUUGAGCUAUGGGAGAACUGAGUAUACUCAUAGAGGAUUAGGCUAUAAUGAGAACAAGGGAGCUAAAUCACAGACAACUAAAUUUGUGUCGUGA
This is a messenger RNA of Camelina sativa (false flax), 1518 nucleotides long. The record is from RefSeq and is a predicted model, not a curated record. Lineage: Eukaryota; Viridiplantae; Streptophyta; Magnoliopsida; Brassicales; Brassicaceae.